This is a messenger RNA of Pseudozyma hubeiensis SY62, 2973 nucleotides long. RefSeq names its product triacylglycerol lipase. The coding region runs from base 1 to 2973 and encodes 990 amino acids. The transcript is spliced from 2 exons. The record is from RefSeq and is a predicted model, not a curated record. NCBI's taxonomy places the organism in Eukaryota, Fungi, Basidiomycota, Ustilaginomycetes, Ustilaginales, Ustilaginaceae. Gene Ontology annotation, biological process: lipid metabolic process. Gene Ontology annotation, molecular function: triacylglycerol lipase activity.
AUGACGCAGUCGCGCUGCAGCGUGUGCAGGAACCAUAGCAUGACACGGAUGCAGCUUAUGCGCUUUGUUGGGGAAGCCGAUCCAUCGGCACCGGCUCCUCGAAGUCGCACGGUGCCACCAAGCGGAUCGUUUUCGGACAGAUCUCACGUCAAGACAGCGUCCAAACGUCGACGCAGUCUUGGCAACAUUCUUUCGCCCUCCCUGUUCCCACGGACGCCCGAAGAGGAGCUGGAUCCGCUCCUCACGGAAGAGUAUGCCGAUCCGGACCACAUGGAAGCUUUCCGAACAGCGCUAGCCACGGAUCUCGGACAGCAGGAGUACCAACCUACUUCGUCCUCCCACAUCACAGGCUCGUCCUCUUGGAGCGUGUUCGGGUACGGUAAUGCGGCCAAGUCUCCUACAGAGAUUGGCCAGUCGGCUGCCGCUGCUGCCCCAGCAGCUGCCGUUUCAGAGCCAAAGUCACCAGCCAUGACCGCUCCAUCCGGUACUCGUGCCUCCAAUCCUCGCAAAGUAGGCAGGAUUGCCGCCGCCUCUGAUUUUGCGCCCAUCAAUGAAAAGGUCUCGCGCAAGAGCAGGAAGGGCCGCGCUGUGGACUCGGGCACCAGAGAAGGCUUCGUCUUUCACACGCUGCGGUGGCCACUUCUCGUCGGCGUCUUCGUCAUCAUCAGCCUCGAAUUCCUGCUGUACGUUCUCGUGCGUCAGCUUGUGAAUGUCAUCGAAUAUUCGGUAGCAUGGCGAGGCAAGAAGGGCCAAUUGCGCAAACGCAUGCGCUCAGCUUCCAACUACACGGAAUGGAAGGAAGCUGCGCUCGAGCAGGACGACUUUCUCGGCUACGAAAAAUGGAAGACCGAAGACGGUAGUGGAUUUUACGAUUGGAUCCUGGUCAAGAAGGUCAAGACCUCGCUCAAGAACUUCCGUGAGAAGGACGAUGCUGAAAAUCUGCUCGGCGUUCUCGACCUUUGUUUGCGAAACAACUUUGCUGGUACGGAAAACUUUCGUCUCUACUCCGAGACCUACUUCGGCACAAAGUACUUGGUGGAGAGCUACUUGGCAGAGAUCGAGACAGCGCUAGCAUACAUCGAGAACACGGACAAGGUGCCGUUGGAGACCAAGCGCAGCUUCUACCGCACCGUCAGCAAAAACCUCGGUCGUAGCGCACUCUGCCUCUCGGGCGGCGCCAGCUUUGGCUAUUACCACAUUGGUGUCGUACGAGCUCUGCUCGAUGCCAAUCUGCUUCCAAAGGUGGUGACCGGAACCUCUGCUGGUGGUCUCAUCGCUGCACUGACUUGCACGAGGACCGACCAAGAGCUGCGGGAAAUGCUCGUCCCUGCGUUAGCGGACCGCAUCACAGCGUGCGAGGAGCCCAUCUCGGUUUGGGCCCGACGAGCGUGGACUACGGGAGCGCGAUUCGACACGGUUAAGUGGGCCGAAAAGGCGAGCUUCUUCACCAUGGGAAGCAUGACCUUCAAAGAGGCGUAUGAGCGCACAGGCAAGGUGCUCUGCAUCUCGGUCAUCCCGGCCGACCGUCACUCGCCUGUGAAACUGCUCAACUACGUCACUGCACCCGACUGCGUCAUCUGGAGCAGUCUGCUGGCAUCGGCCGCUGUUCCGGGUAUCCUCAACCCUGUGUGUCUGAUGCAGAAGCGAAGAGGUAGCGACGAGAUCGUACCUUGGAACUGGGGCCAUCGCUUCAAGGAUGGAUCUCUUCGCGUCGACAUCCCGCUGCAAGACUUGCAUGCUUUUUUCAACGUCAACUACCCGAUCGUCAGUCAGGUCAACCCUCACGUCCACCUCUUCCAUUUCGGCUCGAAAGGCUCUCCCGGUCGACCGACAGCGCACCGUAAGGGCAAAGGCUGGCGCGGCGGAUUCAUCCUCUCCGCGUCCGAGCGUAUCCUCAAGCUCAACCUUUCGAUGAACUUCAAGAUCCUGCGCGACCUCGAUCUGCUUCCGGCUAUUCUAGGUCAGGAUUGGUCGAGUGUGUUCUUGCAGAGGUUUGGUGGUGCCGUCACCAUCCUGCCAAAGACAAGAGCCUGGGACUGGGUGCGCAUCCUGUCUGACCCAGAUCGAAAGGAGUUGUCACGAAUGAUGAGCGUGGGUAAGAGUGUGACCUUCCCCAAGCUGCACAUGAUCGAAAACAGAGUUCGGCUUGAGAGGGCGAUCGAGCAAGGAAGAAAGGCUUGCCGAAAAGCUUCACGAGCCAGCAACGGCAAAGUCGAGCGGUCUCCGGUCAGCAACAAUGUCCAGCCUUUGGCCGCGAUCGAUGGGGCAUCUAGGACGAGCGGCGAGAGCGUUUCGCGACCGCAAGCUGGUCCGAGGAGUGCAACGUCGUUGCCGAGCGAUACGGACAACGACGAUUUCUUCAUGAGCAAGGAGGUGCUGGGAUUAACAAAGGUCGCUGGAUCGGCGCGGAGGGAUGGGCUUGUCAGUUCGGCCAUUGGUACGCCGGACAGUGUUGGUCAUAUUCACGAAGACGGUGGAGCGAAAGCAAAGGGUGGUUCGGCUUCUCGACCCAAGCCGUACCCGACGUAUUCGCGAUACUUGAUCGACUCGCACAACGCCGAGUCUCGUGCCGAGGGAGAUCAGCCACAGGAGGAAGAACCCGAUCGUGCGGUUCGCGAAUGGCUCGAUCGAUCGCAGGAACAGGAUCGAGGCUCGGCGAACGAGGCAGAGGCAGCGGUGGACGAAGAUCAAGUGCGCGGUUCGAGUCAGAUCCCUUUCUUCUCUGCAGCGGUGCAGUCCGAGGGUGUUCGCAGGAAUGGGAACGGAAAUGGAAACGGACCCGAGAAGCGGUCGCACAGACCAAGCUUUGGUUCGUCUCCGAUCCACCAGAGGUUGAGGACUUGGCACGGAAAGAGCAAACACAGCUGGGACGAUCGAAGUCAGGAUUUCGGGGAUCUGGAUGAAGAGACGGCGCUGGAUGAGGAUGAUAGGGGGAUAUAUGAGAGCAGCAGCGCUGACGAGUCGGAUGCUUGA